Molecule: messenger RNA, 3556 nt
Organism: Sapajus apella (tufted capuchin)
Lineage: Eukaryota; Metazoa; Chordata; Mammalia; Primates; Cebidae
Gene: GNAL
Product: G protein subunit alpha L
Exons: 12
Coding region: 611-1975 (454 amino acids)
Biological process (GO): adenylate cyclase-modulating G protein-coupled receptor signaling pathway
Cellular component (GO): heterotrimeric G-protein complex
Molecular function (GO): G-protein beta/gamma-subunit complex binding; GTP binding; G protein-coupled receptor binding
Source: RefSeq, a predicted model, not a curated record
CCCGGCUUUCCGUCCUUAGUUACUGUGACUCAAGAUCAAAGCCACCCUGGUUUCUAAUUGCCGCAACUGCGGCUCCAGGUGGUGGUGACUGCACAGCCACUGAGGCACUGUCCGCAGCUGCGCGCCGGACUCAGACGGCAAUAUUUACGGUACAGAAUACCCGCCCGCGCAACGGUAUUUACGGUAACGGGAACCAGCUUGCGCGGCAGUAUUUACGGUAACGAAAGCCAAGCCAGGCUGCUGUAUUUACCGUAGCGAGGGCUGGACCGGCGGCGGCAUUUACGGUAACGGGGGCCGGGCUCGCGGAGGCCGGUCGGCUCUGCCCGCUCUGGGCGUUAUCAAGUGAUCUCCAGCCAAGUCGGCCGCCACCCCCUGCACUCAGCGAAAAAUGCAAAAUGGCCCUCUGGGGCAGUGAGGGGCCGUGGCCCUCGGUCCGGGCCCCCCGCACCCCCUUUUCGCAGCUGGCGGCCGGCAGCGCCGAACGGGGUCCGUGUGCAGCCCCCUCCCGCCCCUCCUCAGCGGCGCCAGCCUGAACCGGGCGCGGGAACCAGGCCGCUCUCGGCGACCAACCAGCCCUAGUCCCGCGCUCCCUGCUCAGUGCCGCGCCCACAUGGGUCUGUGCUACAGUCUGCGACCGCUGCUUUUUGGGGGCCCAGGGGACGACCCCUGCGCGGCCUCGGAGCCGCGGGUGGAGGACUCGCAGCCCGCUACGGCCCCGGCCCCGGCCCCGGCCAUAGUCCGGGCGGCCGCAGAGGACACGGCCCGGACCCCGCUCCCUCGGGGCGGCGGCGGGAGCCCGGCGUGUGCUCGGCCCAAAGCGGACAAACAGAAGGAGAAGCGGCGGCGCACCGAACAGCUGAGCGCCGAGGAGCGCGAGGCGGCCAAGGAGGCAAGGAAAGUGAGCCGGGGCAUCGACCGCAUGCUGCGCGAGCAGAAGCGCGACCUGCAGCAGACGCACCGGCUCCUGCUGCUCGGGGCUGGUGAGUCUGGGAAAAGCACGAUCGUCAAACAGAUGAGGAUUCUGCACGUCAAUGGGUUUAAUCCCGAGGAAAAGAAGCAGAAAAUUCUGGACAUUCGGAAAAAUGUUAAAGAUGCUAUCGUGACAAUUGUUUCAGCGAUGAGUACUAUAAUACCUCCAGUUCCGCUGGCCAACCCUGAAAACCAGUUUCGAUCAGACUACAUCAAGAGCAUAGCCCCUAUCACUGACUUUGAAUAUUCCCAGGAAUUCUUUGAUCAUGUGAAAAAGCUUUGGGACGAUGAAGGCGUGAAGGCAUGCUUUGAGAGAUCCAACGAGUACCAGCUGAUCGACUGUGCACAAUACUUCCUGGAAAGGAUCGACAGCGUCAGCUUGGUUGACUACACACCCACAGACCAGGACCUCCUCAGAUGCAGAGUUCUGACAUCGGGGAUUUUUGAGACACGAUUCCAAGUGGACAAAGUAAACUUUCACAUGUUUGAUGUUGGUGGCCAGAGGGAUGAGAGGAGAAAAUGGAUCCAGUGCUUUAACGAUGUCACAGCGAUCAUCUACGUCGCAGCCUGCAGUAGCUACAACAUGGUGAUUCGAGAAGAUAACAACACCAACCGGCUAAGAGAGUCCCUCGAUCUUUUUGAAAGCAUCUGGAACAACAGGUGGUUACGGACCAUUUCUAUCAUCUUGUUCUUGAACAAACAAGAUAUGCUAGCAGAAAAAGUCUUGGCAGGGAAAUCAAAAAUUGAAGACUAUUUCCCAGAAUAUGCAAAUUAUACUGUUCCUGAAGAUGCAACACCAGAUGCUGGAGAAGAUCCCAAAGUUACAAGAGCCAAGUUCUUUAUCCGGGACCUGUUUUUGAGGAUCAGCACGGCCACCGGCGACGGCAAGCAUUACUGCUACCCACACUUCACCUGCGCCGUGGACACAGAGAACAUCCGCAGGGUGUUCAACGACUGUCGCGACAUCAUCCAGCGGAUGCACCUCAAGCAGUACGAGCUCUUGUGAGGGCGCUGCCGCCACCCCGCCACGGAGCGGCGCCCGGGACUGCCUGUCUGCCGGCCCACGCCAUGGUAGGAGGCAGAGUCUCUAGUUCCAUCUCGCUGCCGUCUGUCCUGUUCUGUGUCGACCACCAAGCCUCUGGCUACCUCUGUCCCCUCAGGUUUGGUUGUGUAGCUUCUGUUGUCAUUGAAUACAACCUUCCGCAGCAUCCCACCCCGAAACCACUGACUCUCACUUGCUGACACUGCAGCAGAAUCUCUCCGGGUGGGGGCCCCUUUAUUCAUUCUCAUUUAUUGAUUCAUUGAGGAGAAUCUGGUAGAUGGGGAGAAAACGCGUUUGGGUUUUUUCAUGUUAUCAAGCGUUACUGCAAGAGGUAUGUCCAGUGCCCCCAGUGCCCCCUCUGAGUUUCCCUUUAUGAAGCUGCAGGCUGACAAGCAAUGGUCCCUUCCCAUCAGCCUUGGCCCAAGACUUAGAGUCGACCCCAAGCAACAGAGUGACCAGAAACCCUUUUACAGUCACAUUUGGAGUUGCUGCUGGCCUCAGGCAUUUGAAUUACAGCUACUUUGAGCCUCUUACCUUUAGGCAGAAAACCUACCACAUUCACUACUGCAAAAGUGUCCUGUCUAAAAAUGAUUCUCUAAACUUUCACUAUAUUUAGGCAUAAUCUUCUUAGAUUCUCUUUGUUGUUGUCCUAUUGCUGGUUUGUUAUACUGUACAGACCACAAAAUGUAACAUUCUUUUGUAUAACUACUAAAGAAAAAUCCUUGUAGAUCUUUGUGCCUUUACCAUGGCUAUCUAUACCUGUACAUGAAAUGUGUUUGUAUUGUGCUGAAUAGCUUAAUGUCAACAUUACCUGCUGCUUACUCUGAAAAAAGGAAUGAAUGGUAGCUGUAGAAUUUAGGAUAUUUUAUCGGUUGGCACUUUAUAAAAUACUCCUUGAUUUAAAAAAUUGUAAGUUAUACACAUUCAUCAUCCACAUUCUACCAACAAUGUCGUACCAACAUCACAAGCUGUUGCAACCACCUGCUCCUACUUCUCUGAGCUGUAAAAACCUGAACUCAAUUCACUGGUACAAAUUGCAAUCUAAUCUUUUCAGAGAACCAGGGAUUUUCUUUUUCUCUCUCUCUAGACAGUAUGUUUCCUAAUUACUCUGCUAAUGAAAGACUUCUUCAACUUCCCUAAGUGGGAACAGGGCAAUGAUUCCCUUAGUCAAAACUCUGGACACAGGCUACAUCAGACAAGUAAACAAAUGGCAAGAGAAAAACAAAACAUGAUGUGUCGACGUUUGUGUCUGGCCUAAGAGAGUAAGGAUGACAGCUUCACUUGCCUUUUGAAGAAGAAACAUUGCAAAACCUUAAUUUGAAGUAUAAUGUCAAAAGAUAUGGCUCUUUCUCACCCUUGCAAGAUUACAAAUACAGCCUCAAACAUUAUGCACACAAACAAUAUCUAGAAAGUAGGAACUGUUGUAGUGAUGACGUUUCACAUACUAUCUGUAGCCACAGUGUUGAGGGUAGUUUUUGUAGGUCUAAAAUAAUCUGUAAAGAUGCCCAAAGUUAAAUUUUCAACAAAACAAAUCUAGAGAAGUGA